CAAUCCUCCAGACAAGUGCCGCACAGCAUGCCCGACGGCAAGAAGCGCCCGCGCAAGCGCGCUCGCAAGGCCAAGCCCGACGACGAGGCGCAGCCAGCUGCGGCCGCACCGCUCGAGACGCCAGAGCCGGCCGCUGUCAGCGUCGCUGCCGCCGCACCGCCAGCUGCACCUGUCGCAGCGCCAAUCCAGGCAGCACCAGCCGGUGCCGCAGCUGCGCCAGUCUCGCGCUCCAAGUCCUACGCCAAGCCCGCGCCGCCCGCUCCAGCAUCUACGGCUGAAGCAAGCGCGACCGGCGCCUCGUUCUACGAGCGCGUCAACCCGCACAAGCCCUCGGCGCUGCCACGCCUGGCCGCCUCGCGCGGGCCGCGCAAGUACACGCUCAGCGUGGCGCUGCCAGGUGCGAUUGUGCGCAAUGCACAGACGCCCGAGCUGCAGGCGCGCCUGGCGGGACAUAUCGCACGCACGUGCGCCAUCUUCUGCGUCGACGAGAUCGUCGUGUUCGACGAGGGCGCCGUGCGGGAAGAGGGCGAGUGGAAGGGCAAGGCGCGCGAGGAGAACGACGGCGGCUGGGGCGACGAGGGCGGCGAGCAGGCGCAGCAGCAGCAAGCUGGCGCACCCCGAGGCUUCGACCCGAACGCCUUCUUGGCGCGGCUGCUGCAGUAUCUUGAGACCCCGCAAUAUCUGCGCAAGGCUCUCUUCCCGAUGCAUCGCGAUCUGCGCCUAGCCGGUCUUUUACCCCCUCUCGAUCUGCCACACCACCUCCGCUUCGAAGACCACGCGCCGUACCGUGAGGGCGUGACCGUCGAUGCGCCGCACUGGGCACACGCAGCGGCAGGGAAUAGGAGGGCGCCGGAAGGAGUGGAGCAGGUCUGGGUCAAUGUCGGCCUGCGAGACCCGAUUGAGGCGGACGUCAAGGGCGCGCAGGUGCCGACGGGCGCUAGAGUGACGGUCAAGAUGCCAGAGGGCGCACGGCAUAAGGGCCGCCUGGUCUCGCCGCGCGAGCCCGUCGAGGCGCACGGCCAGUACUGGGGCUACUCUGUCCGCCUCUGCCCUUCGCUCUCCAAUGCCCUCACCACUGCGCCCUUCUCUCCGGCCGGCGCAGCUGCGACAGGCUAUGACUUGGUGAUCGGCACGUCCGAGCGCGGCGCUCCUUUGACGCACGUCCUCUCGGCGACGGCGCUCGGCACGUCGGUGCCGUACCAGGUCGAGGGCGCGACGCGGGAAGCGCAACCGCUUCCGGCCUUUGACCACGCACUCGUGGUGCUGGGCGGCCUCAGUGGCUUGGAAGUGGCGGUCGAGGCGGAUGCGGGAGUGCAACUGAGCGCAGAUGAGGCACAUGAGCUGUUCGAUGCGUGGAUCGACGUGGCGGAGGGACAGGGCAGUCGGACGAUCCGCACAGAGGAAGCGCUCAUGAUCACGCUUGCGCGUCUCAAGAGCUCACUCGAGGGGUUGGGUCGAUGAGCUGCGGCAUGCAGCCGUUACACGCUUCAAGAGAGGGCCGAGAAGCCAUGUCAUCGCAAUCGCACCUGCUCCUCCAUGUCGCACAGCGGCACGUAUCGC
Molecule: messenger RNA, 1560 nt
Organism: Tilletiopsis washingtonensis
Lineage: Eukaryota; Fungi; Basidiomycota; Exobasidiomycetes; Entylomatales
Product: DUF171-domain-containing protein
Exons: 6
Coding region: 28-1461 (477 amino acids)
Source: RefSeq, a predicted model, not a curated record